Procambarus clarkii (red swamp crayfish) is the source of this 13313-nucleotide messenger RNA. RefSeq names its product ARF GTPase-activating protein GIT1 (gene Git). The record is from RefSeq and is a predicted model, not a curated record. NCBI's taxonomy places the organism in Eukaryota, Metazoa, Arthropoda, Malacostraca, Decapoda, Cambaridae. Gene Ontology annotation, biological process: regulation of G protein-coupled receptor signaling pathway; regulation of ARF protein signal transduction; synaptic vesicle recycling. Gene Ontology annotation, molecular function: small GTPase binding; GTPase activator activity. Gene Ontology annotation, cellular component: synapse.
UUUUAGAAGGCUGUCGAUGUACGGGCAAGAGCGUAAAGGAAAACAGAAGUCGAGCAACACUAAGGAACUUUUUCAGAUAAGGAAGCUGCGAGGAGCACCAUGGACAUGUCGGGCACGGUCGAGUAGGAUGCGGGCCCCGGCAGGAUGUCUCGUGUAGGGGGAGGGGCCAGGACCAAGCCCAGGAGCUCUCAGGAAGUGUGUGGAGACUGUGGGGCGCAAGAUCCAGGCUGGGCAUCCAUAAACAGAGGGAUACUAAUCUGUGAUGAGUGCUGCAGUGUACAUAGAUCCCUUGGACGACACAUCUCCCAAGUCAAGUCGCUCAAGAAAGGAACAUGGAACCCUACACAACAUGCAAUGGUGCACACUUUAUACAGUAGUGGUGCCAACAACAUAUGGGAACAUACGCUGCUCGACCCCAGUGUUGCCAAGACAGGACGACGGAAGCCACACUACAAGGAUCCUGUUCACCCAACCAAAGCUGAUUUCAUCAGGGCUAAACAUCAGAUGCUAUCGUUCGUAUAUCGACCCUCACGAGAUGAUCAGAGUGGGAGUGAUGGGGAUGUGAGUCGACAACUGCAUUCCAGUGUCCGAACUGCCAACCUAGAAACUUCUUUGCGAUUACUAUCUCAAGGGGCUGAUCCAAAUUAUUAUCACAAGGAAAAAUGUUGCUGUCCAUUGCAUGUUGCUGCGCGGGCUGGGCAAGCAUCACAAGUAGAGUUGUUAAUAAUAUAUGGAGCUGACCCGGGAGCACUGGACAUUCAAGGCAACACACCUGCACACUAUGCUAGUGAAUCUACUCAUCUGGAUUUGGCCGAGCACUUAAUUGAGUGUCAGUAUGAGUUGACAGAUCGUUUGGCUUUCUAUCUAUGUGGUCGAAAACCAGACCAUAAUACUGGCCAACACUGGAUCAUCCCAGAGAUGGCCGACUCGUUAGACAUGUCGGAUUUGGCCAAAGAAGCAAGAGUCAAACUGCAGUCUUUACCAAAUCAUUUAUUUGAAGAGUUGGCAUGUGAUGUUUAUGAUGAGGUUGAUCGACGUGAGACAGAUGCGAUAUGGUUGUCGCUACAAAACCAGAGCGCCCUAGUAAGUGAUCGCUGUACAGUACCUUUUCUUCCAGUCAACCCUGACUACUCCUCAACAAGAAAUCAAGGCCGACAAAAGCUGGCUAGGUUUAAUGCAAGAGAGUUUGCUACUUUAAUCAUUGAUGUUCUCUCUGAUAUUAAGAGACGACAGUCGGGGAUCUCUUCUCCGUGUGCAACUCCUAAAGAUAAAGCAGUAACCACAGCUGUCCAGAGGGCUGACAGGGCAUGGGACCCCUUCCUCGCCUGUCCCUCUCCUCCACACAUGUUCACCACUCCUGAGGACCAUUCCCUAUCACCUGCUUUGUCCGUUUCCUCUGAUACUCUAAUGUCGGACUUCGGUGACGUGACGUUGACACUGCCUAACUCUCCCAAAGUAAACCUCCACAACAACAACAACAACAUGUGCAUGAAUGCACGAUUAAUAACUCCCCCAACAUCAGUGACUGCACCUGUUAACUCCUCCCCUGUCUUUGUUAGCAAGGACCCUCAACAUUCAAGACCAUUACUAAAUUCUGUGGCUUCCAUUUCAUCUACCGCAAGUCUCCUCACUACUUCGGCAACAGAUUCCUCGGGUGCAUCCUCUAACACGGGGCUAUCCACUACCGCUGUCACAGACACCUCUUCGAGCACCUCUAGUAUAGGUCUCGUCACCACAACUGUUACAGAGACUCAGUCAGGCCCAUCCUCACUCUCCUUCAACAAUCCCAUAACUACCAACAACAACAACAAGGGUGAAAUGACAGACGACGGGGAACCCCUCUACGACUCUGUGGCAUCUGAAGAUGACUACUCGUGUUUGGAACAAAUACAGAAGCUGGUACAACAAAAACAGAUUUUGGAAGAGCAAAGACGGCAACAUCAACUAGAUGAGCUUUAUAGUGAGCCUAACUGUGAGUUGUUAGGAGGGAUGGACUCUGCAGUGAGCCUAGAGGCCUAUCUGGAAAUGAAAGAGAAACUGGAGUCUAGUGAAGCUCGUAUCCAGGAGUUACAGAACAACAAUGCUCACAUGCGCUCACAGUUAGACGAGCUUAGUUGCACCGUGCGUAAACUGAUUCGUGAGCGAUCGUAUCUCCAGUCAGCGUCACCUCAGCACAAAGUGAAAAGCUUACGGGAAGAGAACAUGAGCCUGCGAUCAAUGUAUGGGAGCGGAGUGGUAGGUGGGAACUUGGGUCCAUCGUCUCAUAUGCCUGCGCAGCCAUCACCACUCUUUUACCCAUCUACCAUGUCACAGAGCUUGCACAAUGGAGAUGUGGAUCCCCAGGUAAAUAUGCGCUCUAGUCGAGGUCCACCACAAAGGCCCUUCAGCAUGUUUGAGCCUCGACAGGGGCCUCCUAAUGUCUCGACCCAGUGUCACAGCUUGGAUCACACAAGAACGGCUUCUUAUCAGCUUGGCUCUGUGCGAAUGUCUGGUGAAUAUGAUAACACAAGAACAAGAAGCCCAAGCUUGGAGCCAUCGGAAACUACUCCCCUCAAUCCUUCCUAUGCUCUUCCAUCUCAGGAAGAGGUUGUUAGAAAAACUGAGGUGAUAACAAAACGAAUACAAGAACUCCUCAUCUCUGCACAAGAGGGACGUCAGGAAUCUUUCAUGCCGUGUGCCGAUCAGAUCCAUUCCGCAGUACUAGACAUGGAUGCCAUCUUCCCGAAGGCUCGGUGCUCUUCUGGGGUGCAGGGAGCACUGCGGCAAUUGGUGAGCAGUGCUGGCAGACUGCAGAGUGAGUGCCGUGGACAUCUGGCUUCACACGCCCACACCCUCGACCCAAAGUUUGUUACCCAGCAGGUUAUACAGUGUGCUUAUGAUAUAGCCAAAGGGGCAAAGGUGUUGGUGACACACUUUCAGUGAAAGUACUGAUUAUAUUAAUAUAUAUUUUAUUUAGAUUCUUCUGUCUUGAAAGAUAGGAAAUAGUAUACUUCCAGUUGAAUAAUAAUAAAUAAUAAUAAUAAUAAUAAUAAUAAUAAUAAUAAUGUGAAAUGUUUGCAAUGGCACGGGUCAUGUUCCUCCUCCUGUUGCACUGCAGUCCCAAUUCUUCUUCUUCAUGCCACACACACAAGACUAUUCCCAGUGGACAAUUGUGGUUGCUUUAACGUCAGUCUGACGUCGUCCACCGAUAACGCUUGGUGUUAAAGCAAGCAAAAUGACCCAGUGGGUUGUAGUAGAACUAGAACACCUAAGUCUUAAUGGCAUUGUCUGAAGAGUCUGUUGGCUGUGAGUGAGCAAGUGAAAAUACUAAGGAAAGUAUUUCAUCAUAUUUUAUAAUUGUUGUUUAUUAUUGUCUUCGCUGUCCUUGGCAUCUUCUUAGUGAAAUAGGUAGCGUGCUUUUUAUGCAAAAUGAUGUAAUGUAUAUCAGUGUAAAUGUAGGCGUCAUGGGAAAAAAAAAAAGAGCCGACGUGUUUCUAUGGCUGAUUUCAAAACCAACAACUUACAAUCAAAAUGCUUAUUUGAUUUACAAGAAGAAGAAUGGAGCUUUAUUGUGAAUAUGAUGAGAUAGAUGGAGACCUAUGUUCAUAUACAUUUUAGAAUUAUCAAAGAACGUUAAAACAUUAAAGAAUUUUGCAAGCAUUUCACUCAAACGUAUUGAGAUAUAUGUUAUGUUUCACUAAUUAACCUGGCAAAAGGAGAGAAAAAUUUGCAAGAAUUCAACUGUAAGGAAUCUCCCUGCUUAUACUUGAAUGUGGCAGCAGGAGAAUCUGCCAUAGUAAUGAUUUGUAAUGUCCCUUAUAGGGACUUUGAAUAAUUACUCUUAGAACAAAUUGCUUAUACAUAUUGCAAUAUCAAUGCAUUUUCUACAUAGUUUUUUAAAUGCAUUUCCAAAAGCAAAAUAGUAUAUAUGACAAAGAAAAAUUUGGUGCUUAAGUAACGAGCGGUAACUGUGUAUAAUCGGCCCCGUUCUCUCAGUCUGACUCCCAAGUAAAAAAAUAAACUGUUCUGCCUGACCAGAAAUGUACGAAUCCAAGCAGCGCUAUCGAGGCCGGUGCAUAGAAAAGAUCAAUAUUACGGUGCUAUAAUUUUUACUAAUACGUUACAUUUUUAAUGGAGUGGUAAAUUCCGUAAUAGGUGAGAGGACGGGUUAUAAUAAUAGCGUAUUUGGCUACAAGAGACUGGUUGCGUGUAGACUGUGACUUAUGGUGGUGCCUUUAUGACCAAAUUUCAGUUAAUCGUUUGAGAGUGGUGAUGUGCAGUUUCACUGAAAAUAUUAUUUAUGGUAGUAAAAUUAGUUGUAUUGAUUUACUUGAUAAUGCAAUUAUACUCGGGAAAUUGCUUGCUUGUUGAGGGGAUAAUUACAGUGUGAUGGCAGUCUAUUGUUAACCUGCCUGUAUUUCCAAUAUAUCAGUGAAUGAUUUGAAUGCAAAAUUUGUUAAAAAGAAAGUUUGCUUAAUUUUUAGUGUAGUAAAAUGUUUUAAAUCAUAAUUGUUUAAGAAAUACAUAUCAUGAUACAGUACUGUAUAGGAAUUGGGAAAAAUAAAAAACAUGCUUGAAUGUCAAUUAUGUUUUUAAAUGUAUGGUAUAUACUGUAUUCUGUGCAUUGAGAAUUUUGUCCGAGAAAGUCUAUGACUCACAGCAGUAAUUCCAGAAUCCUCUAAAUAAUGAAUGUGCUAAAUAACCCGAGGCUUGUGUAUGUGGGGCAUAUUGGCCCUGAGGCGCAGCACUAUUUGGUUACUGUAUAUCAUAGGGUAAUGUGACGACAUUUAUGCAAGCAGUAGUGUACGUCUUUGGCUAACAAUCCGGGAUUCUAGGUUUGAUUCCCGGGUGGAUCAGAGUCGGCUGUGUUUCCUUUCACCUGAUGCCUUUGUUCGCCUAGCCGUAAAAUAGGCACCCAGGAGUUAGACAACUGUUGUGGGUUGCAUCCUGGGAAAAAGGACAUUAGAAGGGACCUCUGUUAGUCUUAACAGACUUCCUGUCCCAGAUUGUGGAAAGUCAUACUUUCCAGUGUGGAAAGUGUGGAAGCCAAAUAAGUGGAGUGCCUCAUGAUAUUAUUGUUCUAAAUAGCUCAACUUUUGUUGGGUCUAUAUUCAUCAUACCCACAAUCAUGAUGUUAGGUUUGGGGUUCAUUAUUCAGGCUAUUUUCAAAUUCCGAGCGAGCAUUCCUUAUUGUUUACUGUGGUCUGCUUUCCGGUGAUGCACAGAACAUUGCUACUGUUAGAGAUGGUAUGCAAUUACUGAUUUCAGCUUCAGUUAUGAAAUGUUUUCAUAGCAAAAAGGAUUCACUGUUUGAAAGAAUAUUGAUGUUUUCAGUAAUUAAUUUAUUGUAUACGUUGGUCCCCACAUUCAUUAAAGGCUAGAGUAUGCAUAAUUAUCGUUAAGCCACAGCCAUAAUUAAAGUUGUUUAUUUUAAGGGUUAGAAAUAUUGAAGAUUGUGAAAGAUAGCUCAUGGCAGCUAGGUUGAGGAGGCGUGGUCGACGACCGGGCCGCGGGGACGCUAAGCCCCGGAAGCACCUCAAGGUAACCUCAAGGUAGGUUAAACUGCUGGAAUUAAUGGCAGGUAAGCUAAAGGUAAGGAAAUUAUGAGGAGACGGUGCAAAGCCAGUAUGACUAUACAGUAUAGCACUUGGAAGGAAAAUGAGGAGAAGGAUCUGGGAUAGGACGGAGGGAAGGAAUGGGGAACCCAUAUUAUGCAGCGUGAUAUCCCUAGAGCACUGGGCCCAAUAAUAAAGUUCAGAAAGUAUGAGAAAAUAUUGAAGCUGUAUGAUGGGAUCCAAUUCAACAUACAUGUGAUAUCAUUGUACUUCAGAAAUGAUCGUAUUGAGGUUCAGCUAUUUGGUGCCACUUCUCGACCUUCAGUCGACUGGAGCACGUGAUCAUAAGCCCACUGGGCUCUAAUGUAUUUACAAUGAAAGAUGCGUAUGGAGUCGGUCAUGAUUGGCAGCCCUAAAGAAACGUGAGAGUUUCCUAGAACUAACAUGUAAAGAUCAAUCCUGAUCAUGGAUUAUCAGUCUAGUAACUAGUUGAUGUAAAUUACAUAAAGUAAUUGGUCUUGAAAUAUUACCAUUUAUGAAAAUUGGUGUAUAAUUUUAUGAUAUUGCAUUACUAUUUCAUAAUUCUAGAAAUUCACUGGUGCUUAUGAUUGUUCUUAAUGUAUGCACAGACAUUUUUAUCUUUAUAAUUAGACAUUAGACUUGAUAUGAAUGAGGGAAAUAUUACUGGUAGCAUUUUUCAUAUGGUGUACCCUAAAUGACCAAGUCUUUAUAAAAGCAAUAGUGAUAUUGUUGAUCAUGUAGAUGAUGUAAAUUGCCAUUUUUGUACUAAUUGUGAAGUUUAAACAUUUGAAUCAUGUACAGUAGAUGUUGAUCAUUUCUUAUGAUUUCACUGGUGAGUAAUAACAAUUUUAUAGUAUUGAAUCGAGUAUUUAUGAAAUAUGAACUUAAAUUUGAGGAAAUUUUUGUUAUAUGGGAUCAAAUAAUUAUCCAAAUUUGUAAUUAUUUUGAGUUAGUGAUAUUGUGAAUGCUGACUGAGUUAUCAGGGAAUUAGAGGUUUCAUGAAAUUUAUUAUCAUAAUGUUAUUGUUUUCACUACUAAUCAUGCCUUCAUUUGAUAAGUUUAAGUAUGCAAAUGUAUUUAUGGAAUGUAUAAUAGUUUCAUGGGUUGUGGAGGGCACUCGUUGGGAAAGGUUGAAAAGGUGAUAAAGAAAAAAGUUUUAACAAAGAUAGUUUGGUAUAUAACUGAGCAUAUAAUAAUUGUAAUAUAACUGAGGUAUAUAAUUAUAUGGUAUAUAACAAUGAUAGUAUGAUAGUAUUAUAAUUGUAUGGUAUAUAAGGUAUAUAUAUAUGGUAUAAAUUAAUGAAAUGCAUGAAAAUCUUAAUAAAGAAGUCAUUGGCAAAGUUAAAGCCUUUCAUAGCACCAUGAAACACUAGAAUAGACAAAUAAUUGAAGCUGCGGGAGUAUUGGCCCUCAUGCAAGGCAUCUUCUGCUUAUAUUGGUCUGUUCCUACUCGUGUAUUUGUUAAUCAACUCUUGAAAUUGCACAGCUAGUUUGUUUGAUAUUGGAAUCUUGCUUCACAGACUUGCAGUACUAAUUUUAAUUAGUUUUUAUAAUUUCAAAAUAAUUUGUUUUCCAUUUUAAAUCCAUUGUCAUAUUUUAUCUUGGUUGAUCUUUUUUAACUAUUUGUUGAUGUAUAAGUGUGGGUGCAUUGAAUACAUGGUAAUUUUUAAAUAAAUGUCCCACCCUACUCUCAUCUGUCUAGAGACUGUACCUAGUAUUUUCUUAGUGUCUGUCCAUAAAGGUCCAACGACUUGGGUUGGAUGGUAGAGCGACGGUCUCUCUUCAUGCAGGUCGGCGUACAAUCCCCGACCGUCCAAGUGGUUGGGCAUCAUUCCUUCCCUCCGUCCCAUCCGAAAUCUUUAUCCUGACCCCUUUUCAGUUUUAUGUAUUCGUAAUGGGUUGGCACUUUCCCCCUGAUAAUUCCCUCUCUCCAUAAAGGAGGCUCCUAAUGCUCCAAAUAAAUUAUCAUCCUUUUCUAUACAUUUUGACUAAAAUUGACAUUUAUUGUAUGGUGUCAAAAGGUCUCUGCAUAGCUCAAGAGGAGCCUCUUUAGAGUAAGACAGAAUUAAAGGGUAGUCUUAGAGUUGUUGUUACUAAUACUGCAGUUCUAGAAGCAAGUCCCAGUACCUUCUUGGCUUUACAGUAUUUCACAAAUUUAAUUGUCAAAUUCUUGUUUUUAAUUGCUUACUAAUUGUGCCUCUCGGAUCCUUUUCGCAAUUGUAUUUCAUAGUUUCAAAUAUUGUUUAGUUAGUAUAUUCUACUUUGUCUCUUCAUAGGUUCAUAACCGUACACUUGUUAGCACUGAACUGCAUAUUUGUAUUUUCAUUUUUUGAAUGUCGAUUAAGGCCUUCCGGUGAGGUGUGGUAAAUAGCCUUCCUGAGUUAGCCCUUUAAUUUCUGAUGGUUCCUGUCACGUUUCCGAGUUACCUGAAUUUGUUAUUGGUAAGCUUAUCAAUGUUGUCAUUCGCUCUCGUAUCUAAUUAAUUUUUCCAUAUGAUAAACUGUGCAAAGUUUCAGUGCAAAGCCAUUGGACACUUUGCAUUUUUCUGCAUGUUACAGAACAGUAAUAACAAGAGUAGUCAAUAUAUAUCCUCAUUACCUAGCCCCUUCACUAAACAUUGAAUACAGGUACACACACAAUUGUUGCAACAUGUUAGUAUGCUAGACCUAUCACGCAGCUUAUGUGAGACGUGUGUGACAUCUGUUAUCCACUUUAACACUACAGGUACUGAAAAUUGUUAUGUACAUUUAAAUCACAUUUACAUGAUAUAUCUAUGAGAAAAUAUUGAGGGGAUCGACCCCGCAUCGUGAGAAGAUCAUGGAUGUGGGCUCAGUCCCAUUGUAUGGCUUCAGUAUUUGUCCUGUACAUUAUUAUCCUUUCAUGGUGAUUUUAAACUUUGUUUUCUGUUAAAGUUGGUGCAUUGCACCAUGUGUGUUAAAUUCCUCCCGGCUAAUAGCUCCUGCAUGAGAAGAAUCGGCUUAAUCCAACUUUAUUUUUGAAUUGGUUGACAUACUGUACUUGCGAAAGCAUUGCAGAGUAUUCUUAAUAUUGUGAGUAACAAUAUGUCUUACAAGUAUUUGUAUCCUUUUAUGGAUUAUGGAAAUCAUAUAUAUAUAUAUAUAUAUAUAUAUAUAUAUAUAUAUAUAUAUUGAAGUAGGUACCUCUCCAACACACAAUAUCAGGCUCAGCAAAGGCCAAUAAUGAAUGUUUAGUAUUGGGGAUCAUAUUAUAUUAUUUGGACAUUACACAAGUAAGUAUAAGUCUUACAAGUUUAUUAAAACAAAAUAUUAAUGCAGUCUGAAUAGAUGUGUAUGUAUGUUUAUAUUUUUACAGCACAAACACUAUUGUAUUACUAAACAUUGUGUCUUCUGUCACAGCUAACAUGAGAAAGUGCAGGUGGUCUGUUUUUGCAUGCGAGGCAGCUCCUGUUGAUUGCAAUUGACAUUGGCUCUUGUGUAUCUAGCGAUCCUAUAUGUAUUACAUCAUCCAUCAACCUGUUCCGUAAGUUGACAACACCUUCUCGACACCAGUAUUAAACCCAGUUCAUAUAUGAAUUUAAACUUACCAGUUUGUACCCAUUAUUGAUAUAUAUUCAUAUAAAUAUAUAUAUAUUACCCUAUUGUUAGCGUAUUUCAUCCAUUUGUUUAGUAAAAGGUACUUAAAUCAUGUUCUGUUGCCCUUUGCCUUUCUACAGAACAUAAAUAUAGUUUUUUUAAUAUCUCUUCAUAAGGAUGGUUCAUAAUUCCUGGGGUGAAGUUUGUCAAACCUUUCGUGCUUGUGUUCAAGGUAAUUUGCUUAUUCUGUAGUAGUGUCCAAAAGGGAGUUAAAUAAUCUAAAUUGGGCCAAAUAAGAGAAUGAUUAUGUUGAAGAAUAACAUUUCCAGUACACGUCUUGCGCUAACAUUCCUAGAUAUGAAUCAUAAUAUCCUAUUUGCUUUAUUUUGAACAUUUAUACAUUAAUAUUGUUUUUUGACUUGAGAUCCGUAACAUUCAUGACGACCAGAUUUGUUUACAUUAAGAUUUUAGAAUUUCACCGUUAUUCAACUGAUAUCUGGUAACUAUUAUAAUUGAUUUUUGGCUCAGAAGUUUACAUAUAUCAGCAUUAAACUGUAUCUGCCAAUUCAUCUAGUUUUGUCUGAAAUCAUUCUGUUCAAAUGUUGAGUCUUCAUCUGGAUUUAUUUUCUGCCCCUACUAUCGUCUGGUAAUUUACUAGUAUGGUAAAUGGACCAUUAAUUCACUCGUGUCUAAGUCAUUUACAUGUAUACAGCAUAUGGUAAAUGACAGAGAUUCCAGGAAAGUUGCAAGGCAUUCAUUGUGUUACAGAAUGUAACUUAGACUACCCUAUCCAUGGUGUAGUUCUGUUUUCUUUGCAGUAACAUUCACUACAUAAUUGAUGAGUCACAAUAAUAUGGCUGAAGAGAUGAUAAUGAAACCACACAUCAAAAAAAUGGAGAAACGGCGACAUUUUGGUCCGUCGUGGACCAUUAAUGAUCCAGGACGGAUCCAAUCAUGGUCAUUUCUCCAUUUUGUGACGUGUGGUUUGGUCAUCAAAACAUUCACUACAUAUAUAUAUGUUGUUAUCACCCCUUUUGCUACUAGCAUAGGGAAAUGCAUCAGCCUUGAUAAACUAUAUUGUUUCCCCGUUUGUAAUGUUUUAGGUAUUAAAUAUUAAAAUUAUCACUGCCAUUAUGUGGUUCUAUCAUCCACACAACACCAGUCGUCCUAUUACUUUGUGACCUGGUGUACAAGGCUUUCUGUAAAUUGCUACAUAUAAUAAUAUAUAAUACUGGAAUUGGUUUGGCAGUGUUUGGGUUAGGAAGCCUACUAGACUUACCCAGGCCCCCACCCUAGCCAACAUUUUUCAUGCCCCAGGAUACAACCCAUAACAGUUGAAUAACUGGCAGGUACCAAUGUAUUGCUAGAUGAAUAGAGGGCUUUCCUUAUAUCUUGAGGUUAUCUUGAGAUGAUUUGGGGGCUUAGCGCCCGAGUGCUGAAUACACGAAUGUUUAUAAAUAUUUCAACAUUACAAAAAUGAAAGUAUGAAAAUAAUUGGUCUACAUAGCUGCAAAAAGUAAAUAAAUAUAACGUUCAUAUUUAUCUGUUAGAUAAUUUGACACAUAAAAGUAAUCACGAACAUAGCAAUUAUUAUUUAGAGUGAUUGGGUGGGUGGUUCACCAAGUUGAUCUCUGGUUAGUCUCCUGAUAAGCUGUACUCACACUGUGUUCAUGUAUUUCAAAAUUAUCAUCAUCACUGUGCAAAAAGAAUGGUUAAGGAAGUGAUAAUUGUAAAAUCCAAGAUGAGAUGCUGUGUUUUAGCAUUGUCGGAACAUUUGCACUGAAGUGUUAACUAUACUCUUCUAUAUUUUGACAGAAAAUAUGCGAAGCAUUUGUGUAUGCCUUAAUCCCCUAACACUGUUAAAUGUGAUAUCACAUAAGUGCUUAUGCAUUUACACCAGAUAUCAAAUUGGCUUUGUCCUAAUUAUUUCAAAUUUUACAUGUUUGACAAUUUACACACAGACAUGUGCAUGAAUGCACCCUAUAGUAACAUACAUUGAAGUUGGGUUAAAAGCUGAAGCACGGUGCUCUACAUUUUUGACACUCAAAUGAGGGAGGGCCUAGGUUCAUUCCCUGUGCGGAAUAGAAAUAGUUGGACAUGUUCUCUUUCACUUUAUAACUUUUCACCAAACAGUAAAAUAGGGACUGGGGAGUUAGGCAACUGUUGUUGGGUUACACCCUGAGGGAAAGGUUAAUAAUUGGCGUAGGACGACCUCGAUGAGCCUAACUACAGAUUUCACAUCCUAGACGAUGGGAAUUUAACACGCAGAAGUACGUAAUACUAUUGAGCUGUUGAGUAACUGGAAGAGUUGAUAUUGUAGUGAUGACAAGAGAGCAAUCAUAUUUUUAUCAUAGCUUUUCCUUUAGCAAUAGACAAUUGCGGUUCUACUUGUAAAUUUCAUUCCUGUGACAGUCAGUAUCCAUUUUAUCCAAAAAUUUGGAGUUCUUGUUGUGCCUUUCCGGUGGAGCAUUUUCAAAGCUAUCUUUAGUGUGUUAAAUGCUUUACAGAAUUCUGCAGAGAAGUGCUUGUAGCACUUGGUUUAAAUAAUCUUGUGUGUUGUUCAGUUUGCAAAGUCUGAACAUUGAAAGUUAGGAUGAAUAAUUACAGCUGUAAAGUUCAUAAUUGGAUGCUGCAGUUAUAAUCAGGUCUUCCAGAUAGUGUUCACUUAGGGUAUGUGACAAGUGAUAUUAUUGGUUCAUUAUAUGUUGUGGAUGGGUGAUCAUGAUUGUUAUAGACAAAUAGUGAAACAUUCAUGAUUGUAAAUAACUGCAGCAUUCUGGAACUUGCUUGGACCAUUGAUAUGUACAAUCCCUAAUUUCUCAUCCAAGCUAUUUUUAAGUUAUCUCAUAAAUUGUUCACGUUGUUUUGUUCAAUGCUUCACUAUAGACAAGGAAAUGAUGUCGGCUUCCUGAAAUACCAGUCAUUUACAUUGGAACAAAACUUGUGUUCUGUGAAGUUGUGCUUUUAGUUUUCUUAAUGACUAACCAAGAAUAAUUUUGGACCGAAGUCUUCCAUAUAGAGAACUUUGUUACUGCAGUUAUUAAGAAUCUACAUCAUAAGGUUUGGUUAAUGUAAUCAAGUUCUCUUAAGUUGACCUUUUUUUUAAUCAAUAUUAAAAAUGUUUGUACAAGUAUUUGACACUUUCAUUUAAGUGUUAAGGUAUAAUUUUGUUUGUGUAAUAUAAUAAGUGUAAUAUAUUCCUUUUUUUUAUUAUGAGUUAGAUGAAUUAUCUGGAUUUUAGGCUUUUUGUUUGUCAUACAUGCUAAGGUUAUUAUUUUUGUGUUUUAAAAAUAGUUGCAUAUAUUUUCAACUUGCAGAUGUAAUUUGUAUUAAUGAACAAUAGGCAAUGGAAAUAGUUGCAGAAAAUAUUGUAGUGUUUACAAGUAAUUUUGACUUAUGCAUUUGUUUUAUGUUGAAAUGUGCACAGGAACAGCAUAAAGUCUAUUUAGAGUUUAUUUUUUUAUUUUACUUGUAAAUGGUUUACACAAGUUGACUUAAAGAGCAAGUAAUUGUAUUCCUACUGGAAAUUUUGAUUUACAGUUAGCUGAGUAAAGCGUUACAGUUGAUGCUCUAAUUUGUGUGAUUGUUGGUUGGUAUUUGUUAAUGAAUAAUAAAAUGAUUCAAUGCUGAAUUUGUUUUUGGUAAUGUAACAGUAUUUUUCUUGUUAUUAAUUUAAAAAUCAUUGAACAUUGUCAGUUUAGUAGAUCGUGAUGUUAUUGUAGUUGUGAGAAAGAUCAUUGCAGAGUUAAGGCAACUUGCUGGAAAAGCAUUACUGUUUUGUAUCAAGAGAAGUAAAUAAGUCUCGUUGCAUCAUUAGGUCUCAUACUAAUGCUAAACAGGUUGUAAGUGUCUCCUAUUUAGACCUGAAUUUACCUGAGGGCCACCCUAUUUCUACUGGCGUCGAUGGAGAUAGGAAGCUGGUGGCUUGCCAGAGGUACUUGAAGAGACCUUGAGGGGUUGUAAGCCUAUCAGGCCAGGGAGGGAACAUAAUCCUAGCUGCUAGAUUAGGCUUGGAAUGUUAUUUGUUUUAGGAAAGUACUAAUUUUGUCUGCAGAUGAAUUGUGUUAAUAGCCAAUGUAUUUCCAGUAAGAUACAAUACUUAACCUCUUGCCAAUAGGUAAUUUUAUCUAUUUUUGUGAAUUAACUCUUUACCUGUACAUAGCCCUUCUCCCUUUAUCGUUAAUUAACAUGAGAGUUUUGAAUG